AUAAACGGGUAAAGAAAACGGCUCGCUGGGUGGAGCUGUUCGCUCGGCACUGGGCGAAUGAGGGGAGCACAUCCCGUCUGUGUGCGGCGGAGAGCGCCGGGGGCUAGCGCAUACAGUAGUUUUGUUUGGAGAGCAUCAGGGCUGUGCAGGAGAACUCCCUCUCUCCGAAGGCAUUUUAUCAUUCACUUGAACUGAACAAAAAGCCUAGGGUCACCGAGGCCAGACCUCGUUCAUCCAGACAGAAGAAAUACAGUUGCUAGUUAUUUUAUCCCGGCGUGUCCUGGGUGAUGGGUUUUUUUUUCCCUCCGUGCGUACAGGGAGAUAAGCCGCAGUAGCACAUAAGGCACCGGGUCCCGGGAAUGCGAGAAUUAAGACUGCGCUUCACAAGAGUGUGUUUGUCAACCGGCACAAUGUUCUGACAGGAGGCUGCUGCAGUUAAAUAAUAUUUCUGGAAACUGAUCCUAGAUGGUAUCUUCGCGGAGCUCUCUGAAUUUGUCGUGGGUUGGUAAUCAGAGUUAGGCGUCAGGAAUGCCCACUGUCUUGACCCUAGCAGGGCUCCUCAUAGCACUUUCCAUCCCGUAUGCGAGUGGACAGACAGAGCUGAGGUUUCUGGGACAGACGGAUUUUGUGGUGAACGAAAGCAGCACAACCGUGGUCCGGCUCAUCAUCGAGAAGACUGGAGAUCCCGUCAACAUCACGGCGUUAAUCCUGCUUGAAGGAGAUGAUACUGGAGACUUCGAGGCCACCUCAGCUGCAGCUUUCCUGCUGUCCUCGGAAACUAACAGGACCGUAUACAUCGCAGUGAAGGACGAUGAGCUGCCAGAAGCUGAUGAGACUUUCGUCUUCUCCCUUAGGCUGCAGAGCGCUGCCCCCGGUGUGAGACUUGGACUCCCCAGCACUGCCACUGUGACCAUCCUGUCCAACGACAAUGCCUUUGGAAUCAUUUCCUUCAACACAUCUUCUCUAAUCCCCGUGAAUGAACCCAGAGGUGGGAGGCAGUAUGUGCCUCUCAGCCUCAUCAGGGAGAUGGGGACUUACGGCACAGUGGGUGUGAACUUUGAGAUAAGCGAUGGACCAAAUGCAGCCAAUGAGGAUAUCAGCCCCGAAAAGGGCAAUAUCACCUUUCCUCCUGGCACAGCUGUGAUGGUAUACAGCCUCUUGAUACGUGAUGACCAGAUACCGGAAGACGAUGAGCUGUUCACUGUAAAACUGACCAGUGUUGAAGGAGGGGCUUUUAUUAACCCAAACCGCAGCAGCGUUCAAAUCAGAAUCAACAGGAAUGACAGCCCCAUAAAGUUUGCCCAGGCUCUACUGCUGGUGCCUGAGACUGCGGGCGUGGUCACGGUUGUAGUGACCCGAGGAAGGGACGAGGAGGACAAACUCAUCGGCUCAGACGCUGCAGAGAUCUCCAUCGAUUAUACCAUCGUCAGCGGCAACAGUACAGCCAGCGCCACGCUGAGAUCCGACUUUGUCGACCUGCAGACCAACAGGACGAUCGUGUUCCCCCCUCGGGUGUACGAAGUCCGACUGAGGUUCAUGAUCAUAGACGACGCCGUCCCAGAAAUAGCAGAGUCCUUCCAGGUGCUGUUAGUGGAGGACACGCUCAGGGGAGAUGGGGUCCUGCUGAACCCCAGCGUUGUUCAGGUCACCAUUGAGCCCAACGAUAAACCCUAUGGAGUGCUUUCAAUCAGCAGUGGGCUUGUUGCUCAAACAGUGGUUAUUAAUGAAGAUCUGACUCCCAGGUUCGACGGCAUUUCCGUCGUGAGGAUCGGUGGGACCCACGGCAAUGUGUCGGUGGGGUGGGCCAUCACGCGGAACAGCACCGACCCGUCCGCCGUGACCGCCGACUUGGCUCCGGCCGCGGGAACCCUGCGCUUCGCUGAGGGCCAGAUGGCCGCGGCCCUGCAGGUCAGCAUCACGCCCGAUGACCUCCCCGAGGAAGCUGAGGCCUACCUCUUCAGACUCCUGCCCGGCACCGUUCAGGGGGGAGCAGAGGUGGAUGAGCCAAUGGAGGUGGUGUUCUACAUUCAAGACAGCGAUGAUGUCUACGGGCUGGUCACGUUCCACCCCUCCGAGCAUCAGAAGAUCCAAAGCCACCCUUCCGGCCGCUUCCUCUCGCUCAGUUUCCUGCGACAGAAGGGCACGCUGGGAGACAUUCAGCUGGACUACACCGCCCUGUACAUCCCUGCUGGGCCGGUUGACCCAGCCCGGGCCAGAGACGGGGUUCUGAACACAACUAGGAGAAACAGCCUGACUUUCUCCGCAGGCCAGUCCCGGGCCCAGGUCACUCUGCCCAUACGGAACGAUGCCUUUCUCCAGAACGAAGCCCAUUUCGUUGUCCAACUGGACAGUGUGGAGCUGGUCAGUAUCGUCCCUCCCAUCCCCUCAGUGAGUCCCAGGCUGGGGGGGGACCUCAAUAUUUCUCUGCUAGUCAGCCCGGACAUCGCCAAUGGAGAGAUUGGUUUCACCAGCAACCAAACCCUGGCUGUGUACGAGCCGGAGAACGUCAACAGGAGUCUGAUAUCUCUUGCCCUGCGCCGUGAUGGGACCGAUGGCCAGGCGGUUGUGUUUUGGAGCCUCAAACCCACUGGUCUCAAUCAGAGGGACGUGACCCCUGAUGACCUGGGACCUUUCAGUGGCUCUGUGACAUUCCUGUCGGGACAGAGCGAUUCCUCCAUCAACAUCACCAUCAAAGCAGACAGCAUUCCUGAACUUAACGAGACGGUCAUCAUUUCGUUAGACAGGACUAAUGUGGAGAACCAGAUUCUUAAACCAGGAUUCACCAGCAGGGAGAUUGUCAUCAUUGAAAAUGACAGUCCGGGUGGAGUGUUCGAAUUUUCCCCUCGUUCAAGAGGACCAUGGUUUAUUAGUGAAGGAGAAGCAGUGGAGCUGAGAGUGAUUCGAACCCAAGGCUUGCUGCUGAAACAGCUGAUCCGUUAUGAAGUGAUGCCCAGCAACACCUAUGAGUUCUAUGGCGCCACAGGCAUCUUAGAGUUCAAUCCAGGAGAGAGAGAGGUCGUAGUGGCACUCCUGGCUAGACCAGACGGGAUCCCAGAGCUGGACGAGACGUUUUCCGUGGUGCUCAGCAGCCACGGCACGCCCGUCAUCCAGCUGGGUGCCGCCAGGGAGGUGAACGUCACCAUCCGGAAAAACGACGAUCCCUACGGGGUGAUAGAGUUCCACCCGCCCGGGGCGCUGGGCGUCCUCAAUGAAAGCAAGGGCUCCGAGAUGUACUCUGCGACUUACACGAUCAUGAGGAACAGGGGGACCUUUGGAGAGGUGUCUGUUUCUUGGACCUUAAACCCAGCCUUUACUGGAGAUGUCUUUCCAGUGCAAGGCACUGUCGUCUUCGCAGAGACUGAAUUUUCCAAAAACCUCACGCUCACGUCCCUCCCAGAUGAGGUUCCGGAAGAGCUAGAAGAUUUCACUGUCAUGCUAUUAAAUGUCACAGGAGGUGCAAGAUUAGGGAAUGUACUGAAUGUAACCCUGAAGAUUAGAAAAAAUGAUGAUCCUAUUUACUUUGCAGACCCUGUGGUUGUCAGGGUGCAGGAGGGACAGGCGGUCACCUUAACGGUUCUGAGGAACGGCUCAGCGGACUUCGUUGCCACGGUGAUGUACCGGGAGGCUGGCGGCAACGCCUCUCCUGGUGACUUCUUGCUCAAUGGCAGCAGCGGCGGCGUCCUGGUCUUUGGACUGGGGGAGUGGGCAAAGAACAUCUCUGUGGCCAUCCCUGAUGAUGACGAACCCGAAGCCGAUGAACCUUUUCACAUCGUUCUCUACAAUGCCACAGGUGAUACUGUGGUCUAUGGUACUGACACGGCCACAGUGGUGAUUGAGGCCAGUGACGACGCCAAUGGUAUCUUCUCCUUGGAGCCUGUUGGGAAGAUUGUGCAGGAGGGCCAAUCAAAUAACUUUAAUGUUUUGAGAGACAGGGGUCCAUUUGGAAUGGUCACUGUCUUCUGGCAGCUGUUUGUAAAUGACACAGCCUUGGAGGCAGGGCAAGAGUUUUCUAACACCUCAGGGACUAUUGUUUUCUCAACUGGAGACCGGACCAAGCCUAUCACUCUGCAAGCUAUUCCUGACCAAAUCCCAGAGUUCAACGAGGUCUAUAAUCUGAGACUCAUCAAUGUUUCAGGUGGCGAUCCCGGACAGGGCGGCAGGCUGGCCGAUGUCAACCUGAGCGCGUCUGUUCUCAUUCCGUUCAACGAUGACCCAUUCGGGGUGUUUGUGAUCGACCCCCUCACCGCGGACCGGGAGGUGGCCGAAGACGUCCUCUCGGAGGAUGACCUGUCCGAUGUGACCAGCUUCACGGUCCUGCGGCAGCAGGGCACCUUCGGGGACGUCCGCGUGGGCUGGGAAAUACUGUCGGACGCCUUCCGAGCCGGUCUGCCGCCAAUGAGAGAUUUGAUUUUGACUGGGUCCUUCCCCAGUUCAGUGGAGCUCAGGCCGCACAUGAGGCGGCACCACUCCGGAACCGACGCUCUGUAUUUUUCGGGGUCCCCAGGUGCCUUUGGGAGUAUCAACCCCAGUGAGCUGCUGAGCGUGAAUGGAAGCCUGGCCAAUUUCACCUUUUCGGCCUGGCUGAUGCCCACCCGCAACACCGAUGGCUUCGUCAUUGCGAAGGAGAGUGGGAAUGGCAGUGUGUACUACGGGGUGAAGACACAGACAAAUGAGUCUCACGUUACCUUGUCGCUUCACUACACACCCCUGGGAUCCAGUGUGGCGCAAGUGGCCAGAGCAACAGCAGCCAGGUUUCUGGAGGAGAACACCUGGCUGCACGUCCUCGUCACCCUUGACGAUGGUAUAAUUGAGUUCUACCUGGAUGGAAGCCCAGUACCCGGGGGACUGCGAAGUCUGAAGGGGGAAGCCAUCGCUGAUGGGGCGGCGCCGCUGUGGAUCGGGGCGGGGGCAGGCGGUGAGGAUCGGUACACGGGAGCCAUGCAGGAUGUGAGGCUGUACUCCAGCAGGCUGAGCCGCGCGGAGAUCCACGAGCUGCACAGCCAGCCCGCCAAGGCCGAUCUGCGCAACGUCUCGGGCUACCUGCAGUACCGCCAGGGAGAGAGCCGCAAGUCCUUCAUUGUGGAGGUGCGGGAUGACACGGAGGAGGAGGGGGAGGAGCUCUUCGCCCUGAGGCUGGUCUCUGUGCACGGAGGAGCGAGGCUGCCUGAGCAGAGCACCGCCGCCCAGCUGAGGAUACAGAAGAGCGACAACGCCAAUGGCCUGUUUGGCUUCACAGGAACAUGCAUCCCUGAUUCAUCAGAGGAAGGAUCGACCAUCUCCUGUGUAGUGGAGCGUACCAGAGGAGCCCUGGACUACGUGUUUGUAAACUACACCGUCACACAGGCCGAUGCCGGCGGCGCUUCUUUCAGCACCGCGGACUUUGCCAACUCCAGCGGCUCGAUCACGUUCCUGCCUGGGCAGCGGUCGGAGGUCCUCAACCUGCUUGCUCUGGACGAUGACAUUCCCGAGUUGGAGGAGCACUUCCGGGUCACUCUGGUGUCGGCGGAGUCCGGGGAUGGAAAGAGAGGCUCUACCCCGACCAGCGGAGCCAGCAUUGACCCCAGCAACGCUGCUACCAGGGUCGCCAUCAAAGCCAGCGACCACCCCUACGGUGUGCUGCAGUUCUCGCUCGGGCCCCCGCCCGGCCCCGCCGACGGAGCGAUCAGACCCGCGCUCGUGGGGCCGCGGCUCGCGGUGCGAGAGGAAGACGGGAAGGUCAGCUUGCUGGUGGUGCGGGCGCAGGGCCUGCUGGGAAGGGUCAUGGCGGGCUACCGGACCGUCCCAUUGACUGCUGUCAGUCCCGACGACUUUGAGGAGACAGAAGGCGUGUUGGACUUCUUACCUGGAGAGAAGUUUAAAUACAUCUAUGUGAACAUCACAGAUAACUCAGUGCCUGAACUGGAAAAGACUUUCAGAGUGGAGCUCUACAACCCUGAUGGAGGAGUUGAUGAACUCUUUAGGAGUGAGGGCAGUGGCAGUGGAGAAAGUGACGCUGACUUCUUCCUCCCAACUCGACACCAUCGUGCCAGCCUGGGGAUAGCGUCUCACAUCAACGUGACCAUAGCUGCCUCCGACGAUGCCCAUGGUGUCUUCCAGUUCAGCACCAGCUCACUGAGAGUGAGUGGGACAGAGCCAGAGGGAGACCACAGCACCGUCAUACUGCAGGUGGUUCGCACUGGUGGAGCCCUGUCCAGGGUGACUCUGUUUUGGGAGGCGGACCUGAGUGCAGAGGCAGACCUCGUUCACAGAGCUGGCAAUGUCACCUUUGAGGUUGGGCAGACGGAAGGGGAUGUCGUGGUCCGGGUGGCCUCAGAUGACAUCCCUGAGCUGGACAAAAGCUUCGCCCUACUCCUUUCCAAUGUGUCGCAUGGACGCCUGGGAAACCUGACCAAUGCCACGUUCACUAUACUGGCAAGCGACGAUCCCUACGGGCUGUUUGUGUUUUCGGAGGAAAGUCGGCCCAUUCGUGUCCCAGAAGGGAACAGAGAUGUGACACUUGUGAUCGAGAGACAGAAGGGGCUGAUGGGAUCCGUGCAGGUCCAAUACAGAAGCCUGAGAGACAGUGAAAUGUCACCGGACAUCCCACCUGGUGUUGCCAGGGCAAAGGAGGGGAGCGACUACAUUGCCCUGCUGGACUCUGUGAUCUUUUCAGCCAAUCAGAGAGAAGCCCACAUCAGCCUUCGUGUGCUGGAUGACGAGGAACCCGAACAAGCAGAAUCUGUCUUCAUACAGCUGAUCAGCGCUAUUCUUAUUAAAGGAGUUCAAGAUAGACCUAUUCCUCUCUCCCCUCGUCUCGGCCUGAAGAACAGCACGGUGGCCCAGGUUGUAAUUGAAGCCAGUGAUGAUGCCUUUGGGGUCUUGCAGUUGUCCUCUUCGGCGGUGAGUGUGGCAGAGUUCUAUGUGGGGCCCAUUGUCAACGUCACCCGGACUGGAGGAAUCUUCGCUGACGUCUCGGUGAAGUUCCGGGCAGUGCCGAUGACUGCAAGAGUUGGGGAAGACUACAGUGUGGCCUCAUCUGAUGUCGUCCUGCUGGAGGGAGAGACUAGCAAGCCUGUGCCAAUCUACGUCAUCAAUGACAUCAUCCCAGAACUGGAGGAGAAAUUUCGCAUUGAACUCCUCAACCAGACCACAGGGGGCGCUCUGCUUGGAGAACUCACCCAGAGUGUCAUCACCAUCGAACCCUCCGAUGAUCCCUUUGGGUCUUUUGUUUUUCAGGCUGCUUCCAUCACAGUAGAGGAGCCCGAUGUCAACUCCACCAAGAUAAACUUUCCCAUCAUAAGGAAUGCUGGAACGCUGGGUAAUGUGACCGUUCGAUGGGCAGCCACUGUUAGCGGGCAGCCUGCUAUUGGGGACCUUCAGCCUGUCUCAGGCCAGAUCAUCUUUGCUCCUGGAGAAACCAUGAAGACUCUGGCUGUCGAGGUGUUGGCAGAUGAUGUUCCAGAGAACGAAGAGAUAAUCCGCCUGGAGCUGAUAGGAGCCUCAAAUGGAGGCAGCAUUGGGGCUGAGAGAAUGGUGAACAUCCUGGUUCCUCCCAAUGAUAAUCCUUAUGGGACAGUGUCCUUCAGGCAGUCGGUGUACCGCUUCCAAGAGCCUCUGGAGGGAGCCAUGACAGUUAAUAUCACUGUCAGGAGAAGCGGGGGACUGUUUGGACGCCUGCAGAUCUUGUACAGCACCGCGGAGACGGAUGUCGUGGGCCGGGCUUUGAGAGAGGGGCAGGACGUUCUGGUUUACUAUGACCCUCCGGUGCGGGCCGUGCCGAACAGCCCCCUCCGACAGCCGAUCAACGUCUCUUCCCAAAGCGAGCCGCUGCCCGCCUGUGCCGCCGCCUGCCUGCGGGAUCGCGCCUGCCUGGCGUUUUCCUUCUCUAACGUCUCCGGGGUCCCCAGGUGUGACUGGGUGGCGUCUGUUGGCAUCGCGCUGACCAACAGCUCGGCGGUUCUCACCUUCGUCAAAAACACCACUGCGGCCUCCUCCUUGUUCAGCUCGCAAGCCGUCGCGGGAAGCGACUACGAGCCUGUGACCACCAAGGCAGCCUACGUGUUGGAAGGAGAGGGCACGGCCAACCUCACCGUGACCCUCCUGACGGACGCCUUCCCGGAAGUGGACGAGACGUUCUCCGUCCGCCUCCUGAAAGUCGAUCUGGUGAACCUGACCGCCGCCCCCCGGAACAACCCCACCAUAGGCCAGCCCGACACAGCCGCCGUCACGAUCGCCAUGAACGGGGAUGCCUUUGGCGUCUUCCUGAUCUACAGCGCGAGCCGCAACGCCACGGACAGCGGGCGGUACCUGGAGGUGAAGGAGGAGCCCAGGGCCUCCGUGCUGCUGGUGAUCGAGAGAAGAGGAGGCAGCCUGGGGCAGGUGACUGUGGAGUGGAGCGUGGUGGGGGGCACUGCCGCACCUGGUGUCGAUUUCAACGGGACUGGGGAGAUCCUCACUUUUGCAGAAGGCGAUGUGAUGAAGACCGUCGAGCUGUCCAUUGUGGACGACGCCGAGCCAGAGGACAACGAAACGAUCGUGAUCGGUCUGACGAACACGGAAGGAGGGAGCCGCAUUCUCCCGAGCUCGGACACCGUCACCAUUGUCAUUCUGGCCAAUGACUAUGUGGCUGGGGUGGUGGGGUUCCACACCGCCUCCAGAUCGGUCGUCGCUCAAGAAGGGGAGACGCUGCGACUGCUGGUGACGAGGACCCCUCCUGGUCUGGGCAACGUCACUGCGGCCUGGCGAGUCGAGGGGCCCCGCGUGGCGCAGAACUUCGCCAACGUCUCCGGAGUACUCGUCUUCCCCGAGGGCUCCUUGAAUGCGACUAUAGUCCUGCGGCUGCUGGAUGAUGGAGUUCCCGAGGAGAAGGAAGAAUACAGCGUUGUCCUGUCUAACAUUCGUACCGAAGGGGUCCCUCCCACAGGACUAGCUGUGCUGGACAGACAGGGCUCUCAGGCUGUGGUGACGGUGGAGGCCAGCGACGAGCCGUACGGUGUGCUGAACUUCGCCCCCUCCUCACGCGUGGUCUCCACACAGGAGAAGAACACCACCAUCCAGCUCUUCAUCAACAGGGAGUUUGGAUCCUUGGGAGCCAUCAACAUCAGCUAUGCAACAGCGCGGGGGUCGCUGCGAGACCCGAACGUGACAGAGGGCUCGCUGGCCGAGCCGGGCCUGGACUUCCUCCCCGCGGACGGGUCUGUGCUGCUGCGAGAGGGGCAAACCUCGGCCUCCAUCAGCAUCACCAUCCUUGAUGACGACAUCCCUGAAUUGCAGGAGUUUUUUCUCGUGAACAUCACGUCUGCAGUUCUCAUCACAACCUCUCUCACGGCUUCCAAGUUUGAUGUGGUUCAUUAUACUCUUAAAGAUGUCGGGGGUCUUGUGGCACAGGUCACAAUCGAAGCCAAUGAUGGGAUCAGAGGAAUCAUCGAAUGGCAAAGUGUGAACUUUGAAAUCAAUGAAACAAUAGGCAGCUUGACCCUAGUGGCCUACAGGGACAGAGGGACCUAUGGGAAUGUGUCUCUCUUCUUUUAUGCUCAAAAUCUCGAGGCGCAGCUGGGCCUUGAUUACAACGCAACAUCUUCGAUCGUCCACUUCGCUAAUGGUGAGAGAUACAAAUUCAUCGACAUCCAGAUCUUUGAUGAUGCCAUACCUGAGGGUGAUGAGAGGUUCCAGCUGGUUUUGGCCAAUCCCUCUUUCGGGCUUGAGCUGGGAGACGGAACAACAGCUACCGUGACUGUCCUUGCCAACGAUGAUGGUCAUGGGGUCAUCUCCUUCAACAACAGCCAGCACUUCUUCCUAAGAGAGCCCACUUCCCUGUCUGGCCUGUCGGAGAGCGUGGCCACUCUGUACAUCGUCCGCGACCCCCGGCAGGGGACUUUUGGUACAGUCACUGUCCACUACCUCAUCACCGACACCAACGGGACAGAAGCAAUGGGGGACCUGGUUCCUUCGCAGGGCUUCGUCAUCCUAGAAGAUGGAGUAAGAUUCAAGACCCUGCAGAUCUGGGCUGUGCUGGAUGAGGAGCCAGAGGUGAACGAGACCUUCGCCAUCACUCUGUCCAGCCCCACCGGAGGAGCCCGGCUGGGACAGAGCCUGCAGACCCUCAUCACUGUGCUGCAGAACCAGGCUCCACUCGGGCUCUUCAGGCUGUUCCCCCUCAAUAACAGGACAAGCUCGGUGACCGUUCAGGAAGGCAACGCGCCCGUGUACCUGACAGUGUCCCGCAGCAACGGCUUGGACACCGCCGUCAGCGUGGAGUGGGAAUCGCAGUCGGACACCGCCCAUGGCAUGAGAGGGGACUUCCCGGUGAUGUCCGUGGUCCAGAGCUUUGCUGGACAGCCGUCCUCCGGCUGGUGUGCCCUGAGUCACGCAGACAACCUGCUGGCCCUGCAGCUUGGCAAGGAUCGUCCUGGUGGUGCUGGGGAGGCCCUGUCCACACUCUACAAGUGGCAGGGUGUAUUUGCACCUCUCCAGUUCUUGAAAAUCCAAGAUCCAAGACGGUGCAUUGCUUUUGUCAUGAAUGGUUCCUCCUACGUUGCAGUCACCCAUGGGGGACAGGAGGUGUCCAGAGCAGCAAAUAUUAGCCUCUUCAGACUGGGCCCUCAUCUGAACUUGACCUUGGAACAAUCCUUCAGUGUUGAAGCCUUUGAUGUAAAACACUUUUCGGUGGAAAAUAACAAUUAUUUAAUAAUAUCCACCCAGGUCUUCCGGCAGAUGGGGGGCGCGUUUGUCUUCCAUCAGGCACUGGACCUCCAGGAAGCCACCGGCGUGUCUCUGUUCCUCAGGGGAAGCUCCUUGUACCUGGCCGUCUCCCUCCGCAGCCCUGGGAACGGCUGCGUGCUCUACCGCUGGGCCGCCGGCCAGUUCCGGGACCCCCAGCCCCUCCCCACGGCCGCUCCGGCCACGCAGGUGGACACAUUCCACCUGGGGGCCGACACCUACCUGCUCCUCGUCACUCCAGGGCCCGCCUCGGCGUGCGAGGUGUUCGUGUGGAGGCCGCGGCAGCCCUCCUUCCGGCCCUCGCAGUCCCUUCCCCUGGGGGAGCUGGCCUCCGCCCACAGCUUCACAGCCUCCUCGGGCAUCCAGCACAUCAUGCUGGCUGGCAGAAAUAAGUCUUCUCUUUAUUCCUGGAGUUUGGAACUGAACCUGUUUUCCCUGGUGCUGGAGUCUGCGCCAGCCCAACAGCUGCUCUCUGUCCAGCCCCUGGACCUCAACUCCACGAAGACAUUCCUCAUUGCUUCUGGAGACUCUGACUCCACAGUAUAUGAGCUGACAUCCGUCUCAAACCAGUCUGAUUUCAUACCGAGUUCAGGCGAGCUGCGGUUCGACCCUGGAGACAGGGAGCUGGUGAUUGCGGUGAACGUCAUUGACGACAACAUCCCAGAGGAGGAGGAGACAUUCAGCGUCCGUCUCAAGAACCCCAGAGGAGGAGCCGAGAUCGGACCCAAUGGUCAGGUGACCAUAGUGAUCCCGUCCAAUGAUGAAGCCCACGGCAUUGUGGGAUUUGCACAGAAUUCACUGCGCAGGGACGUUGACGAGCUGGAAGAAGAUAAUCUUUUCACGCUGAAUAUCGAGCGAUUGAGAGGGACCUUCGGGAAGAUCACGGUACACUGGGUAGCCAACGGGAGUCUGAAUGACAUCUUCCCCGGCUCUGGAGUGGUGUCUUUUUCAGACAGUCAGGCGCUUGCUGCAAUCUCACUGACAGUUCUGGCAGACCAGGUGCCUGAGCUUGCCGAGACGGUCACCAUCACCCUCACUGGGGUCACCACUGUGGGGAUUAAAGACCCCACACAGGGCGCAGUGAUUGACCCACGCAGGAACAAGGCUCAGAUCACCAUCCUCACUAACGACUCUCCCUAUGGGGUGAUCAGCUGGCGUUCGGACUCCCUCUUUUCCACCACACAGGAGCCACAGUAUGGCCCGAGCAACAUCACUUUAACCAUUGUAAGAGAGCAGGGCUUUGUUGGGGAUGUCGCAGUACAUUUCAGAACAAAGCCUGCUUUGUCACAACUGCCGGUGAAUCAGGCAACAGAAAACGAGGACUAUGUUGCUAAAGAAGAGACCGUGAUAAUGAAGGAAAAUGUGACUGCUGUCCAUGUCUACAUCACUAUACUGCCUGACGAUGCUCCUGAACUAGCGGAAACCUUCUGGGUCAACAUCACCGGAGUGGAGCUGCUGAGGGCAGUGGAAGGUGGAGGACAGCCCAGUGUCAGGAGGCCGGGAAUGGAGACAGUGGAAAUCACCAUUCUGGAGAAUGACGAUCCCCGGGGAGUUGUACAGUUCAACGUUUCUAAGGAUAUGAUUGGCAGAGUUGUGGCCUAUGAAGUUGUUCCUCCAGGCAAUCUCCUGCAGUUAUCUGUCGUCCGAUUGGCUGGCCAGACUGGCAGGGUGGUGGUGUACUGGGAAGCUCAGCCCAUCUCUGCCAGCCUCGAAGACUUUAGUCCAGCUUCUGGAAAUAUCACACUUAAUGAUAGACAGGACAAGAGCUUUAUUGAAAUCGCCAUAUUGGAUGACAACAUUGUUGAAUUCGCGGAGACUUUCAGUGUUGCUUUAACUGCUGUGGCUGGGGGGGCCAGACUGGGGAAUGAAUCCUCUCUGAUUGUGACCAUCCCUCCCAAUGACUCGCCUGUGGGCAUGUUUGGAUUUGACCUGCGAGAGGUGACGGUGCGGGAGCCUCAGUUUCCCGGUGACCCUGCUGCCAUGGCAACACUGACAGUGGCGCGCAGCCCCGGUGGCUCAGGGUCGGUUCACCUUGUGUGGCUCGUGGAGGAAGCAGCCAGAGAGGACCUGACACCCCUCAACGGGACUCUGUUCUUUAAUGAGACCGAAUCCAGGAAGACUCUGUUUGUGCGUGCUCUGCCAGAUGCUGUGCUAGAGGGAGAUGAGAGAUUCACCAUUCAGCUCCUGUCGGCCACAAGCGACGCCCUCAUCAGCCCCAUUGACGGUUUUGCCUCUGUUGUUAUUCUGGGAGACCAGGGAGCUCUUGGGACGGUGGAGAUUGCCAAGUCCUCCCAAAACAUUCUGAUUGGAGAACCAGUGGGGACUUACAAUGGGUCAGCCCUUGUCAGCAUUGUGCGUGGUCCUGGGAUUUUUGGUGAGAUCACCGUUUACUGGAACAUAACUCCCCCCAUUGCGAGCGAAUUUGAGGAGACAUCUGGGAAGGUGGUCAUGAGGGACAGGCAGUCUGCUGCCACCAUCAGAAUACAGGCCCUGGACGAUGACAUUCCCGAGGAGAGGCGCUCGUACCAGCUGGUCCUGAGCUCGGUGAGCCAGGGCGCCGAGAUCAACCAGUCCAGCAGGAGUGCCAACAUCACCCUGGCCGCCAGUGACUUCCCUCACGGCUGCUUCUCCCUGGCGCGGGAGCUCCUGCAGACCUCGGAGGAGGAGAGAAGGGUGAACAUCACAGUGCUGCGGUCUCAGGGCCAUAUUGGGAGUGUGCUGGUUUGGUACCAGACCACCAGUGGCAGUGCGGAGAGCGACUCGGACUUCACCGCUGUGUCCGGGCAGCUGCUGUUCCUCCCGUCAGUCUCUGUCCACACCGUCCCCGUGGAAAUCCUCAAUGAUGACCUGCCCGAGGGCCCGGAGCAGUUCUACCUCAAUAUCACCAGAGCAGAGCUUGUCAAUGCCAGUGAUUCUGACUUCACAAUAAGAGAGCAAGGGCUUCAGCGAGACCAGCCUCCCGCAAUAGGGAACAUCUCGUCCACAAGGAUCGUCAUACAGAAGAACGACAAUGCUGAGGGCAUCAUUGAGUUUGACCCCCAGUACAGAAGGAUCACUGUGGAAGAGGAUGCUGGUACAGUUCUGAUCCCGGUGCUAAGGAGACGAGGCUCGUUGGGAGUGGUGAUGGCAGAUUUCAUCUCCCGCAGUGUGACGGCUCUUCCCAAUGGGAUAGACUUCAGCCUCCCCAACAGCUCUGUCACUUUCUACCACGGGCAGAACCUCACCCACAUCAACGUGUCCAUUGUUGACGAUGCAGACAGGGAAUACGAAGAGCUGUUUGAGAUCCAGCUAACAGGAGCCAGUGGGGGAGCCGUGCUGGGAACCCAUUUGGUUUCUCAAAUAGCCAUUGCCAAAAGCGACUCUCCCAACGGGCUCAUCCGGUUCCUUAACAAGAGCGAGCUCGUAAUCCCCAACCCCAACAGCACCCAAGUGCUGACGCUGGUCCUGGAGAGGACAGGGGGGCUGACUGGAACAGCCACGAUAAAAUGGAACAUUCUAGGUCCCAAUUCAAAAGAGGUUUUGCCUGCAAUAAACACAGACUUUGGUGAACCUGUGAAUGGAUCCUUCCAUUUCAGAGAUGGGGAGGGAGGAACCCGUGCCAUUGACCUGAUGGUCUUCCCCCACGGGGAGGUGGAAGUGCGGGAGACUUUCACUGUGUCGCUGAGCCUCCUGUCGGGGGAAGCCGACAUUGACUCUAAGGCACACAGUGUGGCCCUCACGAUCGAGAAGUUUGGGGAUCCCAAUGGUAUCGUGCAGUUCAGCCCGCAGGCCCUCGUAGAGAGGAGCUACGUGGAGCCCAGUGAAAUGGAGGGCCCUCUGAACAUCUCCUUCCUCAUCACUCGGAGGGAAGGGCUCAUGGGGAAUGUCACGGUGUCUUGGGAGCUGUCCAGUGGCUCUGACAUUGCAGGUGACUUUGUUGCCCGUCGAGGGCAGGCUGUGAUUCUAAAUGGGCAGAGAUCAGCCGAAAUACUGGUCCACCUCUUGCCAGACAACAUACCCGAGCUGGACGAGCUGUACACCAUCAGACUGACCUCUGUGGAGGGAGGUGCGGACCUGGAUGCCGAUAAAAGCACCUCCAGGUUCUCAGUGAAAGCCAACGAUGAGCCCCAUGGCGUCUUCGCCAUCUAUCCUGGCCUGCAGUCUGUAACAGUGGGCAGGGACCUCGGCCGGGAAAUUUCCCUCAAUGUCUCUCGACAUGCAGGAACAUUUGGGAACGCCACGGUGGAGUACAAGAUCACUGCCAACGGCCAAGGACAGAACUUCUUCAUGGACACUGUUCUGGGAAACCUCUUGGUUAAAGAUGGUGCCAGUUUCGGAAGCAGUGCAGUGCCAAUCAGUAAUCAGGCUUUCUUUCCUACGGGUUUCAACUUCACCGUCGAGCUUUCCAACGUGACCCUGAUAGGUGAGGUUUCUGGGAGCCCUCCUCGGGUCCUGCAGGAGGCGAAGAUGGCUCUGGUGUCUGUCCCCGAAGCGGCUGCAAAUUCAGAGGUGGGGUUUGAAUCAGUCGCUCUCCAGGUCUCGAGCCUUGUGACCGGCAGCACUGAAGCGGUGAUAUCCAGGAGAGGGCUGUAUGGACACCUGAGUGUAGACUGGAGUACCGGCUACCCCCCUGGUCAGGCACCUUCUGGCUACCAGCUUGGCCAAAUCAGCCCCUCUUCAGGGACAGUGCAGCUGGCUCAUGGUGAGAAGAGCAGGGCGAUAGCUCUCGCUGCCGUCUCGAACAUCUCCAGCCCCGAGGCCUUCGCUGUGCAUCUGACCGCAGUGCAGUCCGGCGUGCCCGGUGGGGCUCGGUUCAGGCCGGGAUUCACUGUAGCUGAAAUCGAGCCACUGGGAGUCUUUCAGUUUGCGCCAAACUCAAGACAGCUUGUGGUUGAAGAAGACGUGCAGACAAUCACUUUAUACGUUCAGAGGUGGUUCGGUUUCCGGAGCAACCAGACCAGGCUGACGUACCUGACGUCAGCAGGCAGUGCCAAACCCAACGAAGACUUUGCUGCUGUCCCGAACGGAGAGCUUGUUUUCGGGUCCCGCCAGACCACCGCCGCGAUCGGGCUCUCCGUGUGGAACGACAACGUCACCGAAGAGGACGAGUCCUUCUUCGUCAACCUGACGAGCGCCGACGUUUUGCACGGCGGCCCCCCUGCCCCCGACGCGAGGCCGCGGCUCGUCCCGGAGCACAGCGUCGCCGCGGUGACGAUUUUGUCCAACGACGCCGUCAGAGGCUUGCUGAGCAUCGGGCCGACCUUGGCGCAGACCCUGGAGGACAUGGACAACGCCACUCCGCGGAGCGUGGUGCUGCGCGUGCGCCGGUCCGCGGGGUUCGCUGGGGCUGUGAGGGUGAGGGCACAGACUUUCGGGGGCAGGCGUGUGGCGGCGGGCCUGCAGGGCACUCCUUUCGAGAACGCCCUGGCCAACGGGAGCUUCACCUGGGCCACCGAGGGAGAGGACUUCCAGCCACAGGCUGUGGUCCUCACGCUGCUGGAGGGACAGAGGGAGGCGGAGGUGGCACUCCGCAUCCUGGACGACGACGUUCCAGAGGGCCAGGAGGUGUUCUUCGUCUACCUCACUGACCCCGAGGGAGGGGCGCAGGUUGUGGAAGGGCUGGACGAGCACGGAUUCGCUGCUUUUGCAAAAAUCAUCAUCUUGGGGAGCGAUCUGCAGAACGGCAUUGUGGGCUUCACUUGGGCCUCUCAGGCCGGGGCAGUGCUGGACGAGGACUCUGGGAACAGAACAGCUCUGCUGACUGUGCAGAGGCAGGAGAACAGAGCGUUUGAAGAUGUUGCAGUGUUCUGGCGUGUAACGCUGAACCAGACCAGCCCCUCACUAGUGAGCCAUGAUGUGAAUCUCACUAAGGAGUUGCUGUAUACCUCAGGAACAGCCCUGUGCAGGAAAGGAGAAGUAUUAUGUUUCUUUAGUCUGGAAAUCAGACCUGACAAGGUGCCAGAGUUUGAGUCGUGGUUUUGGGUGGAGAUCUACCAGGUCGGCGCUGGGGCCGAGAUCAACGACAGCGCCCGCUUUGCCAACAUCACCGUGCCGGAGAGCGACAGCCCUCGAGGGCUCAUCUACUUUGCGGUGGGCUCCCGCGUGCCCGCAGCCCACCAGAAGACCACCUUCCUCAGCCUGCAGGUGGCCAGAGAGGCCAGCAGCAGCUCCAUCGUCUCUGUGCGCUACAGCAUGCAGGAACUGAAGAAAGCUGAGCCAGCGGUACCCACAUCAAUCUGGCCGGCAGUAGCUGGGAUGGAUUUUGUGAAAUCGGAGGGGCUGUUGACUUUUGAAGCUGGGCAAAGAAGCACAGUACUGGACAUCUCCCUCACCCCUGACCGGGCCUCUUCCAACCCCCUGCCCAAAAGGUUCCAGGUGGUGCUCUCUGAGCCCACAGGGGGCGCCAAAGUGCACCCAGAGUUUAGUGUUGCCAAUGUGACCAUUGUGUCCGACCCAGAGACACAGGCUGUGUGGGCUCUGGUGGAGCAGCUGCAGCAGCCUCUGGAAGAGAGCAUCAUCAACCGCGUCCUGCAGAACCUGGCCAGCAAGGUCGUGGCAGAGGUCACCAAGGAGCAGCUGACAGCUGUCACCACUGCUCUAGCGAAGGUGCUGAUGGAGGGCGAGCAGAGCUCUCUGGCGGACAGCAGUAGGAGCUUGACCUAUGACCUCCUGUGUGCUAUGGCCAACCCCACCCGCAAAGACACACGAGGCCUCAGCCAGCUGUCUGAGGUCACAGAGCGGUUCGCUCUCUCCCUCCUCACUGACACAGCCUGUGGCUCCCAGGGAAUCAGGGGUAAGACCAUACUAGACACCUGCCCAUACAUUUCUAUUGGGGCCUUCCACUGGUACCCUCAGCAGAUCAAUGGGCACGCCUUUGAAGGGAAGGACGGGGACUCAAUCCAGGUCCCAGAAGCCCUGCUGGAGGUACCAGCUCUGCCUCCUGACCGCGUCCCCACGGCUGCCUGCGAGAAAGUGCAAUUCACAGAGUACAGCAGCCAGCAGUGGUUUCUCACUGACAGCAAGCCCACGGCGCUCAACAACAAGAUCUUUUCUCUGAGUCUCAAAGGCCGUGGAUCCCAGCCCCUCUCAAGUAAUAAUGAGGUCAAGUAUCGCAUUCACACUCCCGCUGGGCGCCUCAAGCCAGGCCAGUCCCUGUGCCUCCUGUGGAACCAGGCUUCUGAAAGCUGGCUGUCAGACAGUCAGUAUUGCCGGGUGGUGGACGACACAGCGAACUUCGUGGAGUGUGCCUGCUCCCACUUCUCCAUCUACACAGCGUAUGCACAGACCGAUAGCCUGCCUUCCUACAAUGAGGCCUUCUACACUGCGGGCUUCAUCUGUAUCUCAGGAUUCUGCUUGGCCAUCCUGUCCCAUGUGUUCUGCUCCAGAUUCUCAAUGUUUGCUGCCAAACUGCUCACACACAUGAUGAUGGCGUGUUUGGGAACUCAGAUCGCUUUCCUGGUCUCAGCUUACAGAGGACGCCAGCUGUCAGAAGAAAGCUGUUCUGCUCUUGGCUUGUUCACCCACUAUUUCCACCUCAGCCAGUUCAGCUGGAUGCUCAUUCAAGCAGUGAAUUUCUGGCAGGUGUUGGUGAUGAACGACGAGCACACGGAGCGCCGCUACCUGCUGUACUUCCUGCUGAGCUGGGGGCUCCCCGCCCUCGUCAUCGCACUGCUGGUCAUCAUCCUCCUGGGGGCCUACAACUGGAACAUCCACAGCGUCUAUGGCCUCGUGCACGGGGACGUGUGUUUCAUACCCAACGUGUACGCUGCCCUGUGCACUGCGGCCCUGGUGCCCUUGGCCUGCCUCGUGGGAGUCUUCGUGGUGGUCGUCCACGCCUACCAGGUCACCCAGCAGUGGAAGGCCUACGACGACGUCUUCAGAGGGAGAGCGAACAGCACAGAGGUCCCGCUGGUGCUGUACCUGUUUGCCCUUGUUUCUCUGGUCUGGCUGUGGGGAGGCCUGCACAUGGCCUACAGACACCUGUGGAUGCUGGUGCUGUUUGUCAUCUUCAACAGUUUGCUGGGGUUCUACGUCUUUGCCGUGUAUUUCAUCAUGCACAACCAGCUGUGCUGGCCCGUGAAGGCCAGUUACACCGUGGAGAUGAACGGGCACGGCGGCCCCGGCUCCGGGUUCCAGGGCAGCGGCGCUCCAGCCGUGGGCGGGGAGAUCAGCAAGUCCACGCAGAACCUCAUCAGCGCCAUGGAGGAGGUGCCAGCGGACUGGGAGCGAACUUCACUGAGGCCUAGCAGCCAGGCCAGCAGCGCGUUCAAGCCGGGUCCACAGAACGGGAACGCCUGCAGUCCACAGGGGGGCUUCACCAACACCUCGCUGGUGGCCGAUGAGGAAUCGCAAGAAUUCGAUGACCUAAUAUUUGCCUUAAAGACCGGUUCCGGCCUCAACGCCAGUGACAACGAGUCGUGUCACGGGAGUCAGGAUGGCGGCAGUGUGGCAAACUCCCAGAUCGUAGAGCUGAGAAGGAUCCCCAUUGCCGACACGCAUCUUUAACCCUCUUCUGAUGGAAAACACAAAUCAGUAUUUUUAUACUUGUACCGCUUCUGCACUAAACCAUUGUUAUCAGAUAGUUCGCUAUUAAUUUUGUUUUCAUUAGAGGUUUGAUACCACAUUGGUGACUUUUGUAACUAAAUUAAAUUGUGACAGUCCUUGAGGAAGACCGUUUUGAAAAUGACUUACUUUAACUGGAUGUAAAUAUUGUGUAGUAUUUCUAGAUCUUAGGCAAGUUUUCUUUAAUACCACUGUUAAGUUUGUGUAACAUUGUUAAUAAAUAAUACAUGAACUGUUUUGCAUA
Lepisosteus oculatus (spotted gar) is the source of this 19483-nucleotide messenger RNA. It is a transcript of the gene adgrv1, whose product is annotated as adhesion G protein-coupled receptor V1. The record is from RefSeq and is a predicted model, not a curated record. Gene Ontology annotation, molecular function: adenylate cyclase inhibitor activity; G protein-coupled receptor activity; G-protein alpha-subunit binding. Gene Ontology annotation, cellular component: cytoplasm; membrane; stereocilium. Lineage: Eukaryota; Metazoa; Chordata; Actinopteri; Semionotiformes; Lepisosteidae. Gene Ontology annotation, biological process: cell surface receptor signaling pathway; cellular response to calcium ion; G protein-coupled receptor signaling pathway.